GAGCGCAAAAUGCUUUCUUUCUUCUUCCCCACUCCGCGCUGAUUCUCGAGCACUACUCCGCACCGCAGGCCUAAACCCAAACCCCCUCCUAAACCCUAGCCCCCCCCCCCCCCGCCCCGUCCAUGGACUCCUCGGCGCGAUCGGGCGCCACGGGGUCCUCCAACCCCCGCGCCUGGAUCGUCGCGGGCGUCGCCGUCGCCGGUGUCAUCGUCCUCGCGGAGGUCGCGCGGCGCCGCCGGAGGUGGUUGCGGGGCAAGUCCAGCCCGCCCCCCUACUCCGGGGCCUUCUGCGACCGCCUCGAGCUCGCCCCUCCGCCGCAGCCCCCUCCUCCCGCGGCCCGCCAGCAGCUCUUGGACCUCGCCUUCGCGGUCAGCGACAACUUCGACAUCGAGGGCCAUGUCGCCGGCUUUGGAAACCCGGACUGGAAGAGGACGCACAAGGCAGCGAGCCACACGGCGGUGGCCGUCAAGGUUCUGCUGAAACAGGGGGCUACCUGCGUCGGGAGGACAGUCAUGGAUGAACUCGGCUUUGGUGUUACUGGAGAAAAUUUACACUGUGGAACACCAAUCAACCCAGCAUCUCCAUCAGUCCUCCCUGGAGGGUCAUGCAGUGGUGCCGCUGUCGCAGUUUCUGCACAGCUUGUCGAGUUUGCUCUCGGUACUGAUACAACUGGUGAUUUGAGAAUUCCAGCAUCUUUCUGUGGUGUACUUGGUUUCCGGUCUUCUCAUGGGGUUGUGUCUACUCUUGGGACCUUACCGAACUCACAUAGCCUAGAUACCAUUGGAUGGCUUGCACGAGAUCCUCAUAUACUUAGUCGUGUUGGAGAUGCUCUGUUACCCGUUGCUGCAUGUGGACUUAAGGGGAAAAGGCAGUUAGUUUUUGCUGAUGAUUGCUUUGAGUUGCUGAAGAUUCCCAACCAGAAAACGGUGGAUGUCAUAGAAAAUGCUGUCCAUACAUUACCUGGUGGAUAUCAGCCACCUAAGCACAUCAAUAUUGGCCAGUAUAUCAGUUCAAAUGUACCUAGCUUGAAGGAGUUCUGUGAACCUUCUACAAAGUUGCAAGAAGGAAAGUCGGCCUUGAAAGCUCUUUGCACGGUCAUGCUAUUAUUACAGAGAUAUGAAUUCAAAUCAAACCAUGAGGAUUGGGUUAACACUGUAAAACCCAAGCUUGGUCUUGAAGUAUCCACCCGUGUACUACAAGCUGUAAAUUUCACAGACGAUAACAUCAAAUCCUUGUACAUUGUACGGACUGAAUGGCGAGCUGCACUGAAGAAUCUUCUAAAGGAUACUGGGAUUUUAGUUCUGCCAACCAUGGCUGGACACCCUUUGAAAAGGAACUCCAAACAGAGAUUGUCAUCUGAAUUUGAAGAUAAAAUGUACGCAUUUGUCAGCAUUGCUGCACUUUCAGGCUGUUGCCAGGCUACUGUUCCCUUGGGAAAUCACAAUGAUCAUCCUAUAUCUAUUUCAUUUGUAGCAGCUCAUGGAUCAGAUAAGUUCCUUCUUCGUGCUAUCUUGGAUAUGUAUUCAACUAUCCAAGAACAAAUAGUUUUGGCAUCCAAGUUGACACUCCCACCAGUAAUCGAUCGUGAUGUUGAUGCAUCAGAGCUGUUGAAAGAAAAGGGAAAUAAUUCCUUCAAAAGAAAACAAUGGAGCAAGGCUAUUGAAUUCUAUUCCGGGGCAAUCAAAUUGAAUGAGACAAAUGCGACAUACUAUUGCAAUAGGGCAGCUGCUUAUCUGGAACUUGGCCGUUUCAAGCAAGCUGAAGCGGAUUGCGACCAGGCCUUACUGUUGGAUAAAAAGAAUGUGAAAGCAUAUCUCCGACGAGGCACCGCAAAAGAAAGUUGUAUGAAUUACCAAGAAGCUCUACAAGAUUUCAGGCAUGCUUUAGCUUUGGAGCCGCAGAACAAAACAGCCCUCGCGGCAGAGAGAAGGCUACAGAAACAUCUCAGGUGAGAUAGGGGCGGAGGAGCUGGAACCCUCCGAAGUAGCGAAUAUUUGGUUGUAAAGAAAGAGCCCCUCUGCUCUGUGAGAAGAAUUGCCCUCGAGACACUGGAGACUUGGCUUCUGUAGUGCUGGGUGUCGUUGUUCUCAUUUCAUAAAUUGAAAUUUUGUCCGAAUUUCAUGAAGAUAUCGCCCGUCUUCGCAGUACAGCGGAAACUGGCAUGCUGAGAGAUUGUAGGCCAGCUGCUGUUGCGCGGAACAUUCAAGUGUUCGGUUGAGUCUGUAAAACUUGUACUUGUGCUGCCAUCCAAUCAAUCCAAUACGGCAACGUGUGACGACGGUA
Hordeum vulgare subsp. vulgare (domesticated barley) is the source of this 2283-nucleotide messenger RNA. Its product is annotated as outer envelope protein 64, mitochondrial. Gene Ontology annotation, molecular function: protein binding. Bases 123 to 1952 code for a protein of 609 amino acids. Lineage: Eukaryota; Viridiplantae; Streptophyta; Magnoliopsida; Poales; Poaceae. The transcript is spliced from 13 exons. The record is from RefSeq and is a predicted model, not a curated record.